This is a messenger RNA of Brienomyrus brachyistius, 3362 nucleotides long. It is a transcript of the gene ikbke, whose product is annotated as inhibitor of nuclear factor kappa B kinase subunit epsilon. Gene Ontology annotation, cellular component: cytoplasm. Gene Ontology annotation, molecular function: ATP binding; protein serine/threonine kinase activity. Lineage: Eukaryota; Metazoa; Chordata; Actinopteri; Osteoglossiformes; Mormyridae. Gene Ontology annotation, biological process: peptidyl-serine phosphorylation. The transcript is spliced from 21 exons. The record is from RefSeq and is a predicted model, not a curated record. The coding region runs from base 272 to 2404 and encodes 710 amino acids.
AGGAAGUCCGUAACGAAAACCGAAAGUUGCUUCAGCUGUCGGUCCCUGACUUUCAAAGUUUAAAAUCUUGUUUAGCUCAGGAGCAGGAAGUAAAGAAAGGGUGGAUGAUGAGAUGACGAGUGAGCUUGCGUGUGUAUAUAUACGUAUACCUAAAGUUUAUGCCUGAAACUUUGUGCCUGGAUGUAAUCCUUUCUCAAAGAUCGCCUUCAAUGCACCUCCUGAUUGCCUUGUAGCAGUGUGCGUGUUCACCGCUCUUUUAUGCAGUGCUGAAAUGCUGGAGAGUACAGUUAACUACCUCUGGUCUGUGGAGGACAUCCUGGGACAAGGAGCAACGGCCAGUGUGUACAAGGCCCGCAGUAAGAAAACGGGGGAGCUGGUCGCAGUGAAGGUCUUCAACAAUGUGAGCUACAGCCGGCCAUACGAGGUGCAGAUGCGCGAGUUUGACAUGCUGAGGAAGCUCAACCACGUCAACAUCGUCAAACUCUUCGCAGUGGAGGAGAUGCACCAUAACGCCAAGCAGAAGGUGCUGGUGAUGGAGUUCUGCUCUGGGGGCAGUCUGCUCAGCCUACUAGAGGAACCGGUGAAUGGCUUCGGGCUGCCCGAGUCAGAAUUCCUCAUCAUGCUGCAGUGUGUUGUUCAUGGCAUGAACCACCUGCGGGAGAACGGCGUGGUCCACCGGGACAUCAAGCCGGGCAACAUCAUGCGUCUGGUGGGUGACGAUGGCCGCUCUGUCUACAAGCUGACAGACUUCGGCGCCGCCCGUGAGCUGGAGGAUGAUGAGAAGUUCCUCUCCAUCUACGGCACGGAAGAGUACUUGCACCCUGACAUGUACGAGCGAGCCGUCCUGAGGAAGCCCCAGCAGAAGGCUUACGGCGUCACCGUGGACCUCUGGAGCAUCGGGGUCACCUUCUACCACGCGGCCACCGGCAGCCUGCCCUUCGUGCCCUUUGGGGGCCCACGCAGCAACAAACAGAUCAUGUACAAGAUUACCACUGAGAAGCCGACGGGGGCCAUUGCUGGGGUACAGAGGGUGAAAGACGGUCCCAUCGAGUGGAGCUACCAGUUGCCAUCCUGUUGCCAGCUCUCUGAGGGCCUCAAGGCCCAGCUGGUCCCAGUACUUGCUAACAUUCUGGAAGCCAACCAGGAUAAAUGCUGGGGCUUUGACCAGUUCUUCGCGGAGACCACGGGCAUCCUCCACCGCGUGCCCGUCCAUGUCUUCUCCCUUCAGCAAGCCACCAUGCUUCGCAUCUACAUCCACUUCUACAACACGGCUUCCAUCUUUUUUGAGGAGGUGCAGCGGCAGACCAAGAUUAGCCCUGAGUUCCAGCAAUACCUCUUCCAAGGACACAGCCUCAUUCUGGAACCCUCCAUGAAGGUGGUCAACUUCCCGCCGACCACAACAGAUCGGCCCAUCUUCCUAUUCAGCCGCCGGCCGGAGAAGAUAGUGGGACUGACCCACAAAGAGCCUGACAUGCCGAGCAUGCCUGCGAAGUUCGACGUCAUAGCCGACUCCAGCUUUUCGAAGGCCGUCCUGGGUAUCAUCCACCAGUAUUUAAGGAUAGGCCACUCGUUACAGAAGUGUCAGGAGCUGAUUCUACAGGGAUUCUAUUGCUACUUCGAGAUGGUCCUUACAGAAUGCAACAGCACGCUGCACAAGAUCAGCAUCGUCAACAUGAAGCUGGUCUCCUGUCUGCAGGUGGAGGACAAGCUGUCCAAGUUGGGCCAGUCUCAUGGGGACCUGCCAGACCUUAUGGACAACAGGAAGAAGCUAAAACUGAUACAGGAGGACCUUCCCGUGUACUGCAAUAGCAUCCGGGACUUUCACACCAAGCUGGACCACCUGCACGUGCAGCUGGCGAAGCGCAUGGAGACACUGGCCGAAGACAAAAGCAUACAGAAGAUGGAGGUCUUGCUGGAGAAGAUCACGCAGGUGCACCAGCAGUACAGGAAGGACAGAGCUGUAGGCAAGCUGAACUACAAUGACGAACAGAUUCACAAAUUUGAGAAGAUAAACUUGUCCAACAAUAUCAAGAAGGUGAAGUCUCUCUUCCGGGAUGUCUGCUCGCAGAAAUACCAUGAUGUCCUGGCCUUAGCUGGAGCCUGGACCAGCGAGCUCCACGAGAUCCAGCUGCACCUAAAGGACUAUGGCGUUUGCUUCAUUCAGAUCAUGGAGGACCUACAAGUGUGUGAACAGUGCCAAAGCAAGGUCCUGGACAGAGCCCUGCUCCGGCUACAGCAGAUGCAGGCGGUGACAGAGCCCUCAGACUGUCCGCGGGACAAGGAUCACAUGAUCCGGAGGAUGAACCAGCUGAAGGACGAGAUGCAGUUGGUGGCACUGGAGUUACAGCACAACAACAGCAUCAUUGAGAGCUUGGGAGUGAUGAACAAAGGUCCAGAGGUCUGACUGCACACAGGAUUGUGGGUCAUCAUGGAGAAAGGUCCGCAGAUGAUGGAAGAACGUUCUGGAAGUCGCAAGGAGAGGUCAAAUGGGCGGCACGAGAUUAGGUCACAGUGUUCAGAGACAUAUGCCUCCGUAAUUUCUUUAAUAAAAUAUAUUUGGGUUAAAUGUCUAAAUAUUACUGUCUCACCCUCAACCUUCUCUUCAAACCACUGACCUCCCUCCCAAAGAAAUGACAUCAGCAUUUUUCCAGAACACUCUUAUAAGCAUUGAUGGUUCUAUCCAUUUAACCUACACAAUGGCCCUUUAUUGCUUGACUGUAGUUCAUGUUCCCAGUUGGGUCUUAAAGCUGCCAACAGGGGAUUCAUUUUGCCUGGAGAAUCGAGUGCUCACUGGCCCCUGCUUCUGCAAUAACCCUCAAUCUCCUGGACAGCAUGUUCAAUAAGAGUCCUGCUUUGUAAUUGAAUGCAAGGUGGAAAUUUCAAAUAUCCUUCAAGGGACUUGACCAUCUGAAUCAGCAGCCAUGCAUCAAGGUGCCCUGUUUAGCUGAAGCUUUAGAGACGUGCUGUUUUAUUCCAGGUUGUUCUUUUACCUCUGUACGUCAUUUAUGACCACAGGCGUAAGACUGUAAUAUUUAAUGUAUUGACGGUGCGGUAGAGAUAUUGUGUUUUGUGAUGCUAUCAGACUUUCUGAGUUCAUGUUGAUUAAAUUAGCUUAAUCAAAAUAGCGAUGGCGAAAAUACACCAGAAAGAGUGCGUCAUAAACCCAGGGGCGCCGCUAAGGGGGGGAAAGUUGGGACAAUUCUAAGGGCCCACGCCCUUUAGGGGCCCCCAGAGAUCUGAAUGGGUGUGGUAGGGGGGCCCAACCUCAUAUUUUGUCAUAGGGCCCAAAAUUGCUAGCGGCGCCCCUGCAUAAACCUGUAAAGGUGUGUUAUUUCAAUAAAAGGAAGUUUUCAGUAAAACGA